Molecule: messenger RNA, 1456 nt
Organism: Psammomys obesus (fat sand rat)
Lineage: Eukaryota; Metazoa; Chordata; Mammalia; Rodentia; Muridae
Gene: Rtl10
Product: retrotransposon Gag like 10
Source: RefSeq, a predicted model, not a curated record
AUGCGCACUCAGCCCCUCGGGAAGGCUAACGUGGGGAGUGCGGAGGUGCCAGGGCGGGCACGUCCGGGGCGGCUGCGCGCACGCCAAGGGGGCGUGCCUGGCGAGACUUUGGCUAAGAUCCUAGGAUCCCACAGCGUCAGGCUAGGAGCUCGGCGGCUGGGUCAGUGUGGCGGCGCGAGGGGGGGACCGCGAGCGGCGUGGCUGUGGGAUCCUGCCCUCGGAAGUACGCUGUUGUGCCUGGUGUGCGAGAGCAGAUCCUCUGACCUGGCGGCCCCUUCUGCGCAUUCUCGGAUUGCCUUGGAUGAUGGCCUGCGUCUGACAGUCCCUCAACUCUUCCCCGGCUCAGCUUCCCUGGUCCUCAUCGUUUACCUGGAAUGGCAGUCUGCCACACCCUGCCCAGCCGCUUCUUGGCCUCUUGUGUUGUACCUGACUCUUCUGGCCACACUAGGCCUUCAGUGGGCACUUCCUCCCUUUAUUCCUGGCAUGCCUCAUGGCAGGCGCUGUUGGCAGAACCCUGGUAAUCCUGUCCAGAUGGCAGCCAGUUUCACCAAAGCACACCCUUGGCAGCAGAUGGCGGAUUCUUGGAUUAAGAGGCUCUGCUAUGGAACUGCAUGUGUGUGCACCACCAUGGAACAAAACAGUACAGCUAAUGAUUCUUCUGGCAGUAAGCCCAUAGAAAGGGGCCCUCCAGCUGGAUGCACACCGGAACCCUGGCCACUCAGGACGGACUUCCACGGGGUUCCUGGCUCCAGUGGUACCUUCGAUGGCACUCCAUGACUUCUGGACUUUCCUGGCCCCGAUGGGCAAUUAUAUGUCUUCCACUUUGAGCACUGUCAGGGCAAUUGCAGCUGUGUCUAUGAGAGCCUCAGUUGACUGACAGGCCCAGCCUAGGCCUGGGCAGCCCCCUGCCUCAAUAGGGACCUGCCUUUGCCUGAUGAUCGUGAACUCUUUUGCCCGGAUCUCAAAGAAGUUAUUCAAGACCCACACAGUUUUGUUGAACACUAUGCCACUAUCUCCUGUCCUCUGCCUUCCACAUCAAGCCAGCCACCAGUGGCCCCACAGCUGCCUACACUAAGGCAGGACUUAGGUUCUCAGUGGCCCUAAUGUCCAGUGUGGAUACUCCCUUGAGGCCUGCCUUAGCUGCUCCUUCUGACCCCUGCUUGGUGCAGGUCUAACCCUAUAUCCAGAAGUGCCUGACCUGAACAGCAGCUGGCCAAGGAAGGUUCUCCUGGACCCCAAGAUCCCCUGACCCAGGCUAGUUUUGGAUUUAGCCCUAUUGUAACUGCUAUGAGGCCAGCUGCUUCCUAUCCAAAGGAGGCAGCCCCCAAAUUUGUCUCAGUACCUUUAAAAUCUGUUAACUCCUCUUCUUAGAAGCUAGAAUCAGCUCAUCUGAGCUUAGAACCCCAGAAGACAGAGAAGAGUUCUGAAACAUGAGACUAGGAAGUGUGUCUGGGUA